Messenger RNA from Pogona vitticeps (central bearded dragon), 3834 nucleotides. It is a transcript of the gene PTPN3, whose product is annotated as protein tyrosine phosphatase non-receptor type 3. Gene Ontology annotation, molecular function: cytoskeletal protein binding; protein tyrosine phosphatase activity. Gene Ontology annotation, biological process: protein dephosphorylation. The record is from RefSeq and is a predicted model, not a curated record. Gene Ontology annotation, cellular component: cytoplasmic side of plasma membrane; cytoskeleton; cytoplasm. Lineage: Eukaryota; Metazoa; Chordata; Lepidosauria; Squamata; Agamidae.
CGCCAGGAGUGGGAUGGCUUAGCAGCAACUCCGCUUGGCCACUGGCAGAGCGCUUCCUGGUCUGGCGCCGGGCGACCACAGGUUGGAGCGGGCCCCACCUGCCCGAGGCACCUGUAGGCGUGCUUGAGACCCUUUGGGGGUCGGGUGGCUGCAAAGUGAGCAGGUUGUUCAACAGUAGUUAUGAACACUCGGUUACGAGCACUAGGUGGGAGAAUAAAUAACAUUCGUGCGUCAGAACUUCCAAAGGAAAGGAACCGGUCAGAGAUUGUUUGCAAUGUCUACUUUCUGGAUGGUUCAGUGCAAAGCUUUAACAUGAGUAAACACGACACUGGUCAGGUGUUGCUGGAUUUGGCUUACAAUCACUUGGGUGUGACAGAGAAGGAAUAUUUUGGUUUACAACAACGUGAAGAGUCAGCACUUUCCCCAAGAUGGCUUGAAUCUGAUAAGCCUAUUCGGAAACAGCUAAAAGGUGGUUCCCCUUGCAGCCUGUAUUUUCGAGUAAGGUUUUUUAUACCAGAUCCCAACACACUGCAACAGGAACAAACCAGACAUCUAUUCUUCUUGCAAUUGAAGGCUGAUAUUUUGGAAGGAAGGUUGUUAUGCCCUGUUAAUUCAGCUGUGGUACUUGCAUCAUACGCUGUUCAGUCUCAGCUUGGAGACUACAGUCCUUCCAUCCAUCUUCCAGGAUAUCUUUCAGACUAUUGCUUCACACCAGAACAAAAUAAAGAUUUUUUAUCUAAAGUAGAAUCAUUACAUGAACAGCACAGUGGCCUUAAGCAAUCAGAAGCAGAAUCCUGCUACAUUAACAUAGCAAGAACUCUUGAAUUCUAUGGAGUGGAAUUACACAGUGGUAGAGAUUUGCAUAAUCUUGACCUUAUGAUUGGAAUUGCUUCAGGAGGUAUUGCUGUAUAUAGAAAGCUCAUCUGCACAAGUUUCUACCCCUGGGUCAAUAUAAUUAAAAUUUCUUUUAAGAGAAAAAAGUUCUUUAUCCAGCAGCGGCAGAAACAUAAUGAAUCCAGGGAGCACAUAGUUGCCUUCAAUAUGUUAAACUACCGAGCAUGCAAAAACCUGUGGAAAUCUUGUGUAGAACAUCACACAUUUUUCCAGGCAAAAAAGAUACUACCUCAUGAAAAGAAACUACUUCCCCAUUAUUGGACUAUGGGUUCUAGAACACCAACCAAAUCUUCUAAUAAUCAGUGCUGUAGAAAAGUAAUAGGUGGCAUGAUUUGGAAUCCAGCUAUGAGGAGAUCGUUAUCUGUUGAACAUCUAGAGACCAAAAGCCUUCCGUCUCGGUCUCCUCCAGUUACCCCAAACUGGAGGAGUCCUAGACUUCGUCAUGAGAUUCGUAAACCACGACACUCAUCUGUAGAUAACCUUGCAAAUGAGAUUUCCUAUAUAACGGAAACAGAAGAUGUUUUUUACACCUAUAAGAGUUCCACAGCUUCAAAGGAUAGUGAUUCAGAGUUGUCCCAAACCAACAGCCCACGGAGAAGGAAUAUUUUGGAAAAUAAGUCACUACAGAAUUCCUCAUCUCAAGUGAGCAAUGGAGUUGGCAAUCGUUCUGGUUCCUUUACCUCCGAUGGAAUAGAUAAACAGUGCUUAGAAACAAAUGAAAAUGUUGCAAAAGGGCAUUUAAUGGAGGAUUCUAGUCAAUACUACUUUGAUAAGAAUGAUGUUAUUGAUGGAAACUUACUUUUGAUACGGAUCUUGCCAGAUGAAAAUGGGAAAUUUGGAUUUAAUCUGAAGGGUGGCAUUGAUCAGAAGAUACCAUUAGUGGUUUCUAGAAUUAUACCGGACUCUCCAUCUGACAAAUGCAUUCCAAAAUUGCUUGAAGGUGAUCAGAUAGUGUUAAUCAAUGGCCGGGACAUCUCUGAGCACACACAUGACCAAGUGGUGAUGUUUAUAAAAGCCAGCAGAGAGUCUCACACAAGAGAGCUUGUGCUACUGAUCAGGCGGAAAGUUGUCAAACCAUUUGUAGAGAGCAAGUCAGAGGAUGAAGUUGAUAGCUCUCUUUUCCCAGAAGCAAAUCUUCCCACCUAUUCAGAACAUGGUGGAACUCUAGAAGAGUCAAUGGAACAACUGAAGCAGGGACUAGAAAGUGGAACGGUCCUAAUUCAGUUUGAGCAACUUUAUAGAAAAAAGCCAGGAUUAGCUAUUACUUAUGCAAAACUACCUCAAAACAUGGACAAAAAUCGAUACAAAGAUGUUCUACCAUAUGAUACCACCAGAGUAAUAUUACAAGGAAAGGAUGAUUAUAUAAAUGCAAAUUAUGUGAAUGUGGAAAUUCCCUCUGCUGGCCUUCUGAACAAGUACAUUGCCACACAAGGCCCUCUCCCACACACCUGUAUACAUUUCUGGCAAGCGGUUUGGGAUCGCAGACUAUCACUAAUUAUCAUGUUGACAACCCUCACAGAAAGAGGGCGGACCAAAUGUCAUCAGUAUUGGCCCGAUCCUCCAGACAUUGCAGAACAUGGUAAUUUUCGUAUCAAGUGCCAUUCUGAAGAUUGCACCAUUGCUUAUGUAUUUAGAGAAAUGGUUAUUACAAAUACUGAUACUGAGGAAGAACACACUGUAACCCAUCUGCAGUAUGUGGCAUGGCCUGACCAUGGUGUCCCUGAUGAUUCCACUGCCUUCUUGGAAUUUGUGACCUACAUGAGACCAAAGAGAGUAGAAAAUGAGCCAGUUCUUGUUCACUGCAGUGCCGGAAUAGGUCGGACUGGAGUUUUGGUCGCUAUGGAAACAGCGAUGUGUUUAAUUGAAAGAAACCAACCUGUUUAUCCACUGGAUAUUGUACGAAAGAUGCGAGAUCAUCGUGCUAUGAUGGUGCAAACAUCAAGUCAGUACAAAUUUGUUUGUGAAGCUAUUCUUCAUGUUUAUAAAGAAGGAAUUGUUCGUCCACUGGAAGCCAGCUAGCGUAACUGAAGAAAAGAAGUUCAGCUUCCUAAAAAUACAAGUAUAAAGGCCAAGUGGAUGCUGUUCUCAGUUAUGGUGAAUCUCUUGAAGGUUACUGAGAAAAGAAAGCAAGUCUAUACUAUGGCACUUUAAGAUUCUAAUAGAAAAUUAUUAAACCUUGUGUAUACGAGAAGCAGGUAUUGUCACAAGGCAUUCAGUGUGGAAUGUAAACAUGUGAAAAACAAAGAAAUCUUAAUAAAUUGCCUUAAAUCAGUUUUCAUUACAAGUUACUGUAAUUCUGGCUCACCACUGUAAACUGGGGGACAAAAAGGCAAGAUCAAUGGGACAGCAACCCUGUUACAAGAAGAGAUGUGCCUUCAUCUUGUGCAGAGUUGAGUACUCCACAGCAAACAGAAAACUGGACUGAAUCAUUCAAUAUAAGGUGGCAUUGGCUAUAUUUCUUAAGAUUAUCAGACAUUUUGCACUGCCAAGAACUGCUGCAAUGAUGUAACUUCUGUACAUCUAGAUAUGUCACUAUCAACUUCAUAAAUUCAGAACUGAUUGCAUGAUGUAUAGACUAAUACAAUGGUACAGCUUUACAUAACAAGAAAAAUACAGUGUCUUCCACUGAUUAUUUGUAUGUGCCCUCUGUGUCUCUUUGCCUUCUAUUUUGUGGUUCAUUAUGAAUGGUGAUGUUUUAAAAUUUGGCUUGUAUCAUAUACUUUCUGUUUGUUUCAGCUGGAGAUGGCAACUGACUAUUGCACAUAGUUGCUGAAGUUUCUUUAUUGUUAACAUUUAAACCAGGGCUAGCGACAUUUACUGCUGAAAUAUUUUGCUGCUAAAUGUUACUGUGGCUGCUAAAAUGUAUAGGUGUCAAAAAUAUUCAUAUGCAGAAAACCCGGGGUCAUGAAAUUGUGUGUUUUACAUUAACUGUGUGUUAAU